AUUGCUACAUCUCACAGCCUGUAAAUUAUUGUUCAAGUGUUCAUGUCCAAAAUUACUCAAUGAUGGAAUCAAACAGUUAUUCUGACAAGGGUGGAUAUAAAAAACGUUUAGCACAAGACAAAGAUAUUUCAGAAGAAGCUGGUGAUGAUGGAAGUUCAGAGUCUGAAAGUAGCGAGAAUAGUUCAGAAAAUGAUGAUAGCUAUGGAAGUUCAGCACAUGACAAUGAAGGGUACCAAGGGGAGCCCCCUGCUCAGCAAAUUUCUUCACGUGACCAAACGCAAGGCGAAUUCUUUGGGAAUGGUGAAUAUGUCAGUAACCAAUUAUCGUCACAAAUGCAACAUAUUGGACAGCAGGACGUUGGCAAAACAUCAAUAGAAAUGCAACCAAUGAGGCAACAUGAUGCUAUGGGACCACCAUUUUCGAUGGUACAAGGAAAUGUGCCAUGUGUAAUGCAACCAGGGCAAUAUGGACACCAUCAAGCUAAUUGCGUUAAAAUGAAUGGUCCAGGUAAUCAGUACAUGGUGCGAGAUUCACAAAGCCCUAUGCCGUCAGAUAAAGAAAACGACGGCCCAAUAUACACACCUUCCAUACAUGGCAUUAUUUUCAAGCGCAUUAUUUCUGGAUUUUUCAUUCUUCUCGACCUUUGCCUAAAUUGGUUACAAUAUGCUUCAUGGCUCGGCAACUUUGAAUUACCGGACUGGCUUAACUUUCUUGAGACAGCAAAUAGUCUGAAAGGAAAUUCGCCUUGGAAGUCACAAUGCAGUAAAGGAUCUACUAACUUUACGCAAAUCUUCGGAAUUAUCGUUUACGUCGGGACCGCUUACGGUUUGCUGAGAAUAGUAAGUAUGACAGGAGAAACACUAAUGGAAUACCGGAAACAAAAGCCGUCCGAGACUGGUACGGGUUGUAGAGGAUUUCAACUUCUUCAUGGUUGGGUUGAGACGCUUUUGUCACUUCUAUGUGACGACCUGCCUCAGGCCAUUCUUCUUCUGCUCUUCAGCUAUCAAUGUCACGUCGACUACACGGCCAUGGGAAAAAUGAUUGUGUGGACAAUUAUCAAAGCAAUAAAGAACAACGUACGUAAUUCUACAUGUAAGCAGAAAUACAAACCAUUUUGUAAUGGCUGUGACACGAAUGCGUGUUGCAGCGAUUUCUGUGAUUGUUGUAAAGAACCAUGUUGUAAUGACUGUUGCAAAGAACCCUGUUGUAGCGAUUGUUGCGAAUGUUGUAAGGAGCCGUGCUGUCAAAUUGAAUGUGAUUUCACGUGCAAGAGAGAAAAUGGCUGCGCUGGAGAAAUCGUCAAAGAUCCAGACUGGGCUUUAAAGUUGUUUGAAAAACUACAGUCAUUGUAUAUGUUACUAGUUAUUGCAAUUGUAGUUAUAUCCGUACUUAAGGAAAAUAACAUCAUGGGUUCAUAUAAGGAACUUUAACUCUGCCUUUAUACUUUUUAUAUGACUUUGAAAAAUUUCUUUUAUUACUCUUUGUUUUUGUUUCACCGAAAAUAAUUGGGAAAUGUAUUGCAAACAAGGGGACAGUGAACCAAUUAAUGGUAGAUUGCUAAAAAUAGUCUUUUCAGCCAUUUCUCCCUUCGUCUCUUGACUGAACUGUUCAAUUGCCAAUCUUUAAUGGUAAAUGACUUUCAUACAAGCUUUAAUAAAGUUUUGUAUUAAAAAGUGGA
Molecule: messenger RNA, 1678 nt
Organism: Ruditapes philippinarum (Manila clam)
Lineage: Eukaryota; Metazoa; Mollusca; Bivalvia; Venerida; Veneridae
Exons: 3
Coding region: 60-1430 (456 amino acids)
Source: RefSeq, a predicted model, not a curated record